GAUUUAAUUAUGUCUGAUUUCCCCACCCAAGGCUGCAAAGGCUAUUUGGCGUCUCCUGUGUAAAUCUCUCCCCCUCUCUCUAUCUCCCUCUCUCUCUCCCUCUCUCUCGUCUCAUUGUUGUGCUCCUAUCUCCUCUGUGUGUACUCAUUCUCGGUGCAUGUGGCUGCCAAUACAAAGGUCCAUUUUCAGGAAGUUCCAUUUCUGGCAACAGAUCGCUGUGCUGCAGUGCUACCUGCCCCAUUCUACACGCCUCCCUUUUUUUAGUGCCAUGCUUUGUUAUUUAGGGGCACAUGGGGUGCUAAGUGCACAAUUUUGCAUUUUUUAUAUAUAUCUUUUAACUGUUUGCUAGCUUCACGUGAUGUGAUCUUUAUUAUACAGCAUUGCCUGCCCCCUGGGCUUUGGGACGUGUCCUUAUGUGAAUAGGAUCGUGUUGCUUCCCAACUAAAUGAUGAUCCUAGACCUUCAUGUAGGCGCAGUGUUCCUACAGUAUAAGAUGUAUAUUCUAGCUGCAGAUUAACCAUUUAUUAAAUAGCUGGUUUGGCUAUUCGUAGCUGAUCCCAUUUUUCUUUGUAGCAACAGUAGUGGUUGGCUUUAAUAUACGUUCCUCUUGUCUGGAUUAUUAUUAAGGCUGGGGAAUUACCUAUAGACACAUCUCACAGACAGAGAUGGCUCGAUUUGGAGAGGCGGUGGCUGGGAGGUUGGGGUCCGGCGAUGGAGGCUCAGAGAGGAGCAAGACUUUGCAAGGAUCUCCGGCUGCUCCAGUGGGGACACAGGCAGCUUUUAAACAAACCAAAGCCCAAAGAGCAAGGACCAUGGCUUUAUACAACCCCAUACCAGUCCGGCAGAAUUGCUUCACCGUGAACAGGUCACUGUUCAUCUUUGGAGAAGAUAAUAUUAUAAGGAAAUAUGCUAAGAAGCUGAUCGAUUGGCCUCCAUUUGAAUACAUGAUCCUUGCCACGAUUAUCGCAAACUGCAUUGUCCUGGCACUGGAGCAGCACCUUCCCGGAGACGACAAGACGCCCAUGGCUCGUAGAUUGGAAAAAACUGAACCCUAUUUCAUAGGGAUAUUUUGUUUUGAAGCUGGAAUUAAGAUUGUCGCACUGGGAUUGGUGUUUCACAAAGGCUCUUACCUUCGUAAUGGUUGGAAUGUCAUGGACUUCAUUGUCGUACUGAGUGGCAUCCUGGCCACAGCUGGGACUCACUUUAAUACUCAUGUGGACCUGCGGACCUUGCGGGCAGUGCGUGUCCUCAGACCACUAAAGCUGGUCUCCGGAAUUCCAAGUUUACAGAUUGUCUUGAAAUCUAUAAUGAAGGCGAUGGUGCCCCUGCUUCAGAUUGGAUUGUUGCUUUUUUUUGCUAUUCUCAUGUUUGCCAUUAUCGGACUUGAGUUUUACAGUGGCAAGCUGCACAAAGCCUGUUACAGGAAUCAAUCAGCAUGGGAAGCAAUGGACCCUCCUCAUCCUUGUGGAGUUCCAAGAUGCCCAGAUGGAUAUGCGUGCAAGGAAUGGAUUGGGCCCAAUGAUGGAAUUACUCAGUUUGAUAACAUCCUAUUUGCGGUGCUGACCGUCUUCCAGUGUAUUACCAUGGAGGGCUGGACCACAGUGCUGUACACUACCAAUGAUGCCUUAGGAGCCACCUGGAACUGGCUAUACUUCAUUCCUCUCAUUAUCAUCGGAUCUUUCUUUGUCCUCAACCUAGUCCUUGGAGUAUUGUCCGGUGAAUUUGCCAAAGAGAGAGAGCGUGUAGAGAACCGCCGGGCCUUCAUGAAGUUGCGCAGGCAGCAGCAGAUUGAGAGGGAACUGAACGGUUAUCGAGCCUGGAUAGAUAAAGCUGAGGAAGUGAUGCUUGCUGAAGAGAACAAAAACUCAGGAACUUCUGCCUUAGAAGGUAUUUAUCACCCAGAUUUUCUAGCACUUCAUGUUACACGGAUAUUGUUCCUCCUCAGCUGGUCCUCUGGACCGCGCAGGGUAACACGUUCCUCAUCUCUUGUGUCUGUAGUUCUCAGGAGAGCAACAAUUAAACGAAGUAGAACAGAAGCCAUGAACCGUGAAUCAAAUGAAGACCACUGUGUUGAUAUAUCCUCUGUUGGCACUCCUCUGGCAAGAGCUAGUAUUAAGAGCGCCAAGAUGGAUGGUGCAUCUUAUUUUCGCCACAAAGAAAGACUAUUACGCAUAUCUAUACGUCACAUGAUUAAAUCUCAAGUUUUCUAUUGGAUGGUCCUUACGGUGGUAGCACUUAACACUGCUUGCGUGGCCAUUGUGCACCAUAACCAGGCUGUAUGGCUCUCCAAUAUCCUAUACUAUGCAGAAUUUCUAUUUCUUGGCUUAUUUUUGGUGGAGAUGUCUUUCAAGAUGUAUGGAAUGGGACCACGUCUCUACUUCCACUCGUCCUUCAACUGCUUUGAUUGUGGGGUCACAAUAGGAAGUAUAUUUGAAGUCAUUUGGGCCAUAUUUAGACCUGGGACAUCCUUUGGUAUCAGCGUGUUAAGAGCUCUACGACUUUUAAGGAUAUUUAAAGUAACCAAGUACUGGGCCUCGCUAAGAAACCUGGUGGUGUCUCUGAUGAAUUCUAUGAAGUCAAUUAUCAGCCUGCUCUUCCUCCUCUUCCUCUUUGUCGUUGUGUUUGCGCUACUGGGAAUGCAGCUCUAUGGUGGCAGAUUUAAUUUUAAUGAUGGAACCCCCUCUGCAAAUUUUGAUACAUUCCCUGCAGCCAUCAUGACGGUUUUUCAGAUUCUUACUGGUGAGGAUUGGAAUGAGGUGAUGUACAAUGGCAUCCGCUCACAGGGUGGCGUCAGUUCCGGAAUGUGGUCUUCCAUUUACUUCAUCGUUCUCACCCUGUUUGGCAACUACACACUCCUAAAUGUAUUUCUUGCCAUUGCUGUGGAUAAUCUGGCCAAUGCACAGGAGCUGACCAAGGAUGAGCAGGAAGAAGAAGAGGCAUUUAACAAGAAACACGCCCUUCAAAAAGCCAAGGAGGUCAGCCCUAUGUCUGCACCUAAUGCAUCAUCUGUUGAGAAGGAGCGCAGAAAACGCCACACAAUGUCCAUUUGGGAGCAACGCACAAGCCAGCUAAGGAGACACAUACAGAUGUCUAGUCAGGAAGCUCUUCAGAAUGAAGAAUUAGCAGCUCUGAAUCCUCACUCCAGUAUAUACCGUAAGACAAAACAAUUAGAGGAGUCAACAGCAGAGAAGGGGGACGGCGAAGAGGAGAAGCUGGGAGUUAAUCCUGUGGACGGACACAAGAGUGGCGAAGAAAGCCCAUCUCACAAAAAUCUCAGGGAACACUGGCGGCAGAAAUCUAGACACGGCAAUGCUGAAAAUGCAGAGCCUAAUGGCACCACCCCUGAAGAUGCCAUGCGCAGGAGACAGAGUCAGAGACGCAGUCGUCACAAAAAAGUAAGGACUGAGGCACGAGAGAUGUCUAGCACUACAAACAGCACCACAGUCAGCCAAGAGGAUGGACUUGACAGAGUACCCACAGAAGAAGGGAAAAAAUCCACAGAAGAGAAAAGCAAUGGGGAAGUGAAGGAAGUGCAAGGAUCUGACGAGUCCCCUAAAAGUUGCACAAGAUACUGUGAAGAGAGGACAGUGGGAUGUGAAAGUACUGCUCCCAACACUGCUCCCUUGCAGGAAAUGAACCAUGAGAAGAACGGCAGCCCACCAGACAUGGAUUGCAGUGAGCAGGCCUUGUUAGGCGGUCUGCAGAGUCAGGAGGAAAGUCCUAAUCCCACCAGCUGUAGUUUGGCCGAUGUGUCCAGCAGCACAGAGAGAAUCACUGAGAGUACGGUCAUCACCUUGCCCGAUACUGGAAUGGCUUCCGACUGCACCGUGGUACAGAUGACUGAAGACAGGGAUGGGGAAGUCAGUCUUGUAUCUCAGGAAUGUGAGAAAGAAGAUGGAGAAACUGAGGAUGGAGAAGAGAGGACAGUGAAGAGGAAGGAGAAACUUUUGGAGUCCCCCAAGGCUAUUGUGCCAUAUAGUUCAAUGCUCAUCUUCAGCUCUACCAAUCCGGUAAGGAAAGUAUGCCAUUACAUUGUGAACCUGCGAUACUUUGAGAUGUGCAUCCUCCUUGUAAUCGCUGCCAGCAGUAUAGCUCUGGCUGCUGAGGACCCUGUUUUGACAAACUCUGACCACAACAAAGUUCUCCGCUACUUUGACUACGUUUUCACUGGCGUCUUCACCUUUGAGAUGGUUAUAAAGAUGAUCGACCAAGGUUUAAUCUUACAUGAUGGUUCAUAUUUCCGUGACCUCUGGAAUAUUUUGGAUUUUGUGGUUGUAGUGGGGGCUCUUGUGGCUUUUGCUUUGUCGACUAACAAAGGCCGGGACAUCAAAACCAUUAAAUCUCUACGUGUACUGCGAGUGCUGCGUCCGCUCAAAACCAUCAAGCGACUCCCUAAGUUGAAGGCAGUGUUUGAUUGUGUGGUUAACUCUUUGAAGAAUGUGUUUAAUAUCCUCAUCGUGUACAAACUCUUCAUGUUUAUAUUCGCCGUCAUCGCUGUCCAACUCUUCAAGGGCAAGUUCUUCUACUGCACAGACAGCUCAAAGGAUACAGAGAAAGAAUGCAUAGGAAGUUACAUAGAUCAUGAGAAAAACAAGAUGGAGGUAAAACGGAGAGAAUGGAAAAGGCACGAAUUCCACUAUGACAACAUCAUAUGGGCUCUCCUUACACUUUUCACUGUGUCUACAGGAGAGGGCUGGCCUCAGGUUCUGCAACACUCCGUAGAUGUGACUGAAGAAGAUCGCGGGCCAAGUCGCAGCAACCGCAUGGAGAUGUCAAUCUUCUACGUUGUCUAUUUUGUAGUCUUCCCCUUCUUUUUCGUAAACAUCUUUGUGGCUCUCAUCAUCAUCACCUUCCAAGAGCAAGGGGACAAGAUGAUGGAAGAAUGUCGACUUGAGAAGAAUGAGAGAGCCUGCAUAGACUUUGCUAUAAGUGCCAAGCCACUCACACGGUACAUGCCACAGAAUCGCCAUACCUUCCAAUACCGUGUGUGGCACUUCGUGGUCUCACCGUCUUUUGAAUAUACCAUCAUGGCUAUGAUUGCACUAAACACGGUGGUAUUGAUGAUGAAGUAUUAUUCAGCGCCAUACACCUAUGAACUUGCAUUAAAAUAUUUGAACAUUGCCUUCACCAUGUUAUUUUCUCUGGAGUGCAUCCUCAAAAUCAUUGCGUUUGGAUUCUUGAACUAUUUCAGGGAUACCUGGAACAUUUUUGACUUCAUCACAGUAAUUGGCAGCAUCACUGAGAUUAUUCUUACGGACAGUAAGUUGGUGAACACCAGCAGCUUCAACAUGAGUUUCCUGAAGCUGUUCCGAGCUGCCCGACUCAUUAAGCUUCUCCGGCAGGGAUACACAAUCCGCAUCUUACUAUGGACUUUUGUACAAUCGUUCAAGGCUCUUCCUUAUGUCUGCCUCUUGAUUGCAAUGCUGUUCUUCAUCUACGCCAUUAUCGGAAUGCAGGUGUUUGGGAACAUCCGUCUAGAAGAGGACAGCCAUAUUAACCGACACAACAACUUCAGGAGCUUCUUCAGUUCCCUCAUGCUGCUCUUCAGGAGUGCCACCGGCGAGGCCUGGCAGGAGAUUAUGUUGUCAUGUCUGGGGAAUAAGGAUUGUGAGCCAGAUACCACUGCACCCUCCGGACACAGUGAGAACGACCGUUGUGGGACUGAGCUGGCCUACGUCUAUUUUGUGUCCUUCAUCUUCUUCUGUUCUUUUCUGAUGUUAAAUCUGUUUGUUGCUGUCAUCAUGGAUAACUUUGAGUACUUGACGAGAGACUCUUCUAUUCUGGGUCCUCAUCAUCUGGAUGAGUUUGUUCGGAUCUGGGCGGAAUAUGAUAGAGCAGCAUGUGGCCGCAUCCACUAUACAGAGAUGUAUGAAAUGCUGACACUCAUGUCACCACCUUUAGGCCUCGGAAAGAGAUGUCCUAAUAAAGUGGCUUAUAAGAGAUUGGUCCUAAUGAAUAUGCCAGUAACGGAGGACAUGACGGUACAUUUCUCAUCCACCCUCAUGGCUCUGAUCCGGACCGCACUGGAUAUAAAAAUAGCCAAAGGUGGAGCUGAUAGACAUGAACUGGACUCGGAGCUGCAGAAAGAAAUACUGGCUAUUUGGCCAAAUCUCUCCCAAAAGAUGUUGGACCUGCUUGUGCCAAUGCCACAAGCCUCUGAUCUGACUGUGGGCAAGAUUUAUGCUGCUAUGAUGAUCAUGGACUAUUACAAGCAGAGUAAAGCCAAGAAACAGAGACAGCAGCUGGAAGAACAGAAAAAUGCACCAAUGUUCCAAAGAAUGGAAGCCUCCUCUCUGCCUGAGGAAAUCUUAUCGAAUGCCAAAGCCUUACCAUACCUCCAGCAGGACACUCUGUCAGGCCUGGCCGGCUACCCGUCACUCAGCCCCAUGUCCCCUGAGGAGAUAUUUCAGCCACCAUGUCUGGACAGGGAUGAUGAAGACUUUGAAGAGCAGCUGUCUCUGGAGCCAGAGGUUAGAGAGUUUAGCAGGGAGCAGCUCCCUAAUCGAGGCAGCUACAUCCCAGUGGAGAUGCUGGAACGUCCAGCGUCUGCGAGAGCUUCUUCCAUGCCACGUCUGGCAGACCACCCCCAGGUUCUGUCAGAUAUCAGCUCCAUGCGACGCUCUUUCUCCACAACAGCGGACAAGCGUGCACGCACCUCCUGGCUGGAAGACUUCACCAUGGAUAGAAGUGGCAUAGACAGCGGGUACAAGCAGCAGCGUCGCAGUUACCACGCUUCUCUAAGACUGUCCAGUAAUCGACUGAAUACAGAUACAGGCCAUCGCUUAGACACUCACCGUUCAGGUGGAAGAGAACGAGGACGUUCUAAGGAGCGGAAGCACCUGUUAUCCCCUGAUCCGUCGAGGUGCAACUCAGAGGAGAGGAACCCACAAGCUGCAUGUGAGCAUCGGGAUCACCAGCUGUCACCUGGGCACACCCACAGCAGCGUGCAGAUACUUGACUCAUUGAAUGAAAGCUGCAUUCCUUCAGACACAAGCACUCCAAGGCGCGGGCGACGCCAACUUCCUUCUGUGCCUGCAACUCCAAGACCUCUUAUCUCCUUUUCUUCUUUAAUCCGCCGACAGAAACACAGUUCACCUCCCCUUAAUGGCAGUGACAAUAUACCUCCUCUUCCUAGCGAACCAGGCCUGAGCGAGUCUUCCUGCUCCCUCCAGGGGCGUCAUAGCUCUCAGUCGACUCCCCAGCACUAUAUUUCAGAGCCAUAUUUGGCCCUACAUGAGGAAAUGCAAAGCUCAGACUGCCCAACUGAGGACCCUCUCACCUUUGAGGUCGCUGUGGCUACCAGUCUAGGUCGUUCUAACACCAUUGGUGCUGCUCCAGCAAUGCGCCAUGGAUGGCAGAUGCCCAAUGGCCACUAUCGUCGUAGAAGGAAGGGUGGCAUCCCACCUGUGAUAGCUUCCCGUGAAUUAAGUGACACAGAAGAGGAUGACCGGUGUUAAGGGAAGGCGGGGCGAGCAUGCUGUACCACAGCAGGUAUUAUUUAAAUGGCCCCUCCUUUACAUCACCGAGCUUCUUCCAGAAGAGCCCCCACAGCACUCACUGCCAUUCCCCUAACCAAAACCGCAAGUCCGGGCAAUUCCUUGAGGGGUUGAAGACUGUAUUUUACUAUCUUGUGCCAAAAACAGAAGUAAAGUCUUGGGAAAGAAGAAACAUGCAAUUCUUUCAAAGGGGAUGCAUGGAUAACGUCAAGCCUCAAAACAUAACUGUGGAAAUGGGGUGGUCGUAAUAUGUUAGUAGGUCGUGGGGAUCAUAGGUUGAUCGUUGAUACUUUGAUAUCACAGUACUUGUGUUUUGGAAUAUUGGAGAUUGAUUAUCUUUCCGAGUAUUCAAUCUCUGAGCAUGGCAGCCAAUGUUAAAUGGCUUUCAAAAAUGCCAAUGAAAAGAUGUUUGGCUGCAGAGCUUCUUGACUUGCAUUCUCAGACUUCUAUCAAUUCGUGGCUUAGUAGUGAAUACAGUGGUUUGCUGAAGGUGUGAACUGGUUGAUUGGCCAGAAUUGAUGGCUUCAUGUUAAGUGCUAUCCCUGAGCCCUUAAGCCCUUGUCAGCGUACAGGGAGAUGAUGACCUACAUUUUUCGCUUCACCCCAUAAAAUAUCACGUUCCUCUAUUUGUGAACUCAUGAAUGAUGUUUUUGUUACAAUUUGAGUGUAUUGUAAUAGAUAGGGGUCAGGUGGAAAUAGGAGGUGGUACCGAAAACAUGUAAGGGACAUGCAAUACUUGUGUUAGAGUUUUCAUGCCUAGCCUGCAUCUAGACGGAUGAGCAUGCUUGACUUUGCAUGAGCUACACAAGGCGUUACAUGGGCAUUGAAGGUACCCUUAAAUCUAAGACUAAAUAAUAUGCUAAACAUACACUUACAUUAGUCACACAGACGCUGUCUCUUCCCUUUUCUCAGACAGUGGUCACUUUAUAUCAUCACAUACCAAUUUAACCCUUGCUUUGCACAUUAAUCAGCACGGUUAUUAUUCUGUGUAUAUAGAAAAUUACAUAUUAAGUCCAAGGAUCCAAUGCAUCAGGUUUUACUAGCAUACGUCUCCAUAUGUUAGAAUGAUUCCCUUUUAUGUUUAACAGAAUACAGCAACCACAUAAACCCCAAUGAUCAUAUGUACAGAUGUAAAAUGAACAUUAUGGCUACAAUACUCUGGUGUAGACUUAAUUGGCAAAUUAUUUUGGGGAGUUUUAGGUGAAAAUGUUGGCAUUAGUAUUAUGUAUCAGCUUCCAGUCUGCAGCACUCAAAUUUUGAGACUAUUCUUUUCAUCUACCUUUUAAGGAUUUCCCAUUAACGUUCUGUCUACGUUUUCUUAACGUGAUGUCAAUAUAUUACCACUUAUUUAAAAAAGUAAUAGUUAGAUCUUUAUGGGUUGCCUAAAAAGUAGACCAUUGAGGAAUUAAUCGCGUUAAUUACAUAUCAAGUGAACUGUGUGAUAAAUAGUGUUCAACAGCGUAAAGUAUACAUAAGUAAGAGUAAAUAAUGAAUUACAUUUACUAUUACUUAAGUACUACUAGUUGUACUGUAUAUGAACACAGUUUGAUUUAUUUUUUUACUUUUGGAAAAGUAUUAGCAUAAUGCAGCUCAUAAUCCGCUUCACAAACGUGUUAAAUAUGUGAAUCAUAACCGGCAGUGUUUUGAAUAUCAUUUAUUAUUUAUGGUGUAUUCUAGAGCCACACAUCACAGUACUAGACCCUAAUAUAUGACAAGACCUCUGCACAUUAUCAUGAUGUAAUCACUCUGUACUGUAUUUGCCCAGCUCAUUAAGUGUAGUGCAGGCCUGGCCAACCUGUGGGUCUAUAGCUAUUGUGAAACUACAAUUCCCAAUAUGCACUUCAACAGUUUUGCUAUUAGGGAAUUCUAAAACUGUGUCAGGGCAUGCUGGGAUGUGUAGUUACACAACAGCUGGAGAGCCACAGGUUGGCCAGGCCUGGUGUAGAGAAUACCACAUAUAUAACUGCAUCUAGUACAGAAUACAAGAUAUUGUAUAUGGGAGAAAUCUUUAAUACUGUACUUGGGAUUAUUAGAGAAGAUUGGCAACAAACGUGAUACUGUGCAUUUUAUCAGUAUUACAGAACAUUAAAAAAAUAGAGAAAUUUCAGGGACUGAAACCUACAAGAACAAUUAAAAAAAAAAAAAAAGAGAGUUAAUACUGAAUUAAAUCUAAUCUGCUGUGCAAAAAACGUUACAGUUCUCAGACUCGCACUGUGUUGUCCCCUGCCAAAGCUUGUAUGACACUUUGAUCCUGUUUCCUGUGCUUUCCAAUUCACUUCACCAUUAUGGGUAUGGCUCAUUAGGUUGACCACUAUUGGUCGACAUGUAGUAGGUUGACAGGGUCACUAUGUCGACAUGGUCAUUAGGUCGACCUGAACAAGGUCAACAUGGAAAAAGGUCGACAUGAGUUUUUUUGCUUUUUUUGGUGUUGUUUUCUUCUUAAAGUGACAGGGAACCCCAGUUAGUGCACCGUGUCCCCUCGCAUGGCUCGCUUCGCUCACCAUGCUUCAGGCAAGGUGCCUCGCUCCACUAUCGCUGCGCUCGACACAGGUUACUAUUCCCAAUUGUAGUCCACGUGGAUCGUAAAGUAUGAAAAAGUUCAAAAACUGAAAAACUCAUGUCGACCUUUUUCCAUGUCGACCUUGUUCACGUCGACCUAAUGACCAUGUCUUCCUACUGCAUGUCGACCAAUAUUGGUCAACCUAAUGACUGUCGACCUAAGUGCUGUUGACCUAAUGACCCUAUCCCACCAUUAGCGUAGAAUACUUUCUUCAAGAAUGAAUUCUCGAUAAAUACUUCUCUCGAUAAAUACUUCUAUCAGUUUUCAACAAUAUAGUCCACAAGCUGUACUACACAUAUCAGCCCAUGUUCUACCUAAACCACCCUGGUUCCACACAAAGCCACAUUCACACACCAGUCUGAUACACCCUUUUUAAAUGUUGAGAAUUGGAACUGUUAGCAUAUAUGUUGUUUUUUAUGCUUUUAAAUCCCAUUUCUUUCAAUGGAGCAUUAACUUGUGUAAAAAUGUCUGAGAGUCCUGUCUUCAUGUGAUGUAAUAUAAAGAGACUGGGAAACGGGGUACCGGCAGGGUUGGAUUAAGAGCCUCACGGGCCUGGGGCUAAAAAUGUUUAUGGGCCUAUUAAGAGAAGCAGGGGGAAUGUGACCACACUAUGUAAGCGUGGCCAGUGUCAUGUAGACCCCGUACACUAUCAGCCUCAAUGUCUCCCUAAAUUUGUAAAAGUACAAAAAUAGCAUAACAUUGUGUGGAAAAUAGAUAUACAAUUUAAUACUUAUGAAUUAUGGCCAACCGUGUGGCUAACUGGUAGCUGGUCAUCAUCAUACUGUACUGAAUGGUUCACAGAAUCACAUAUCCAUAUCUUAAUAUAUUGGGAGCCUCAGGGACACUUGAAUUAUGAAAAGUGUUAGUCACUUCUGUGGAAAUCCUAAAUGGCGUACUGUACAUUAGAUUUUGGGUUGAACGUAUUGUGUAAGGACUUUUUAAAACAAGUUAAAUAUUUUAGAAAUAUUAAUAAAAUGUGAAAAAGAAAUUAUUUUUAUUUUGUUAGCGCACAUCAGUGAGCUUUUUGUACUAUUUGUUUCCUGCCCCAGCAGGUGAGGGGGUUUGGUAGUAUGGUACCUGCUGUCAUGAUCUGAGGAGAACAAUACUGUAUUAGAAACUGUACAAAGCCAUUUUUCUUAUAACACUGUUACUUGUCAUGUAGAAGUUACUGUUUACGCUGUGUACUGGCAUCACAGGACACAUGGCUGCUCAAUGUUCCUGACCAAUUUUAGGUGAUUUUAUAAACAUUAUUGGGGGGUGGGUUAACUUGUUUUUUGGGCAGCUGCAAGUAAAGGGCACCCGUCUGAUUUAUUGAUUUGUUUUGCAGAUCGGGCGCGAGUGCUGUGGACGCCCAUUAUUUCUGCUCGCAUCCUCCUACGGGGGCGAGCUGAAAUGCACAAAAACUUGUGCUUUUGCUCACUCAAACUACAGUUUCGGCAUGUAAUUGACACUCUGGGCACAAGUGGCCAUUGCUCAUGGCACUUGUGCCCAUCGGCAAAACAACUGAACAGCUCCCUCAGCUGCCCAUUGAUUAUGGGCACCCAUAAAACGAUUGAAUUCUCCCCUAUGCCUCUUAUUUAACUGUAUUAUAUUUUUAUUGCUUUAAAUGGUUCCCUAUUAUUGAUUCACCUUUGCCGCUCUGUCACAAAUGUUCACCAUUGUUUCUAAUUUACACCAUAUGGCUUGGUUAAUAAAUUAGUACAAGUAUCACAAAUGCCAAUGUAACCAACCAGGCAGUUACUUUCAUAUAUCAUGAGAUGAGACAAAACCAACUUCUGGUUUCUACGAGUUGUGUCACAGCAUGGCAUUGAACAAGGGUUUCCCAAUGAUCUGCAACUGAACAAUUGGUUAUUAGGAUACAAAUCAUAAUGGGUUUGAUGUCCUACUAAAUGCUUCACAAAUGUUACUUACAGUAUUUUAAUUGCCCCAAACUUAGGGCAAAAUAGAAAAAUGUCUCAGCUGCAGUUUCGAGCAAAGUCGUCUGUAUGAAUUGCCACCAGAUGUCUCCAUGUAAAUGUGAUUCUCACUGAUCAGAAAAUUUUAAUCUCACAGUAGUCUCUCAAAUUCUGGUGAAUUAGGUAAAGUGGAGAAAUGGUAAAUGGCUGUUGUACUAUUUAUGUAUAAUAUGUAUUGUGUUUCAACUGGAAUGGUAUUCUACUGUAAUAGUAAUACCUGGUACCUCUGAUGGUUUCAGGUGAGCACAAAGUAAAGCUAAGCGAAAAGUGUACAAUAUGAUACCAAAACCCAUAUCCACGACUAUACAUAUGUAUCUUCUGAGGAACAGGCUUCGUUCAUCUAGUUCUCUACAGCGAUGGACACUUCACAAGAGUGCUAUGUACAUGUAACGCUUCUCUCUGUGCAAAUCAGGAAAGAAGUCAUGAUUAAAACAGGACUCUGGAGACUGAAUUGAUUGUACAUAAAAUAACUUGUUUUUGCCCAGAAUUAAAAAGAAAAAAGAAAAAAUAAAUUGUGGGAUUUUGAUGGGGAUUUUUUUGUGAAAGAGAAAUAAUAUACUAAAAACAAAUUGUAAAUAAUUCUCAAUAUUUCUUGUCCUUUUUCUGGCUUUUUCAAUCCGGAAAUAAAACUUGAUGGAGGAAAAACUGUUUUGCUGUUUACCCUGUCCUAUUCCAGGUCAAUUAUUCAGCUCUGGUAUAAUUUUUCAGUCAAGCUAUGGGGGUAAUUAACGAGGUGCACAAUAUCCGCUGUGAGAUGCAUAAUCAGAACCGCCUUGUGCUUUGAUUUCCACAAGUGCAUGUAGAUGUUUGUCUGGAUUUAUGGAGCAAGAUGAAGAGAAGAUGUUUGUAGUGAAGCAGCCAUACAUACAGGGCUGCACCUUGUACCACACCCAAUUCACUAAAACCAUAUGAAGUAAAAACUGGCUACCUGGAUUCCUUAAUCUGUUAGAUGAGGAGUGAGUAAUGAAUUUUCCUUGGAGGAUGCUCUUCUGUGAUAUUUUUUGGAGCAAUUUGAAGUGUGAAUUAACUUUUUCCUUCCGUUGUGUGGAAUUACCUUUUAAUUUUUUAUUG
Messenger RNA from Pseudophryne corroboree (corroboree frog), 13082 nucleotides. It is a transcript of the gene CACNA1E, whose product is annotated as calcium voltage-gated channel subunit alpha1 E. The transcript has 46 exons. Gene Ontology annotation, biological process: calcium ion import across plasma membrane; chemical synaptic transmission. Gene Ontology annotation, cellular component: voltage-gated calcium channel complex; neuronal cell body; membrane. The record is from RefSeq and is a predicted model, not a curated record. Bases 666 to 7457 code for a protein of 2263 amino acids. Gene Ontology annotation, molecular function: high voltage-gated calcium channel activity; calcium ion binding. NCBI's taxonomy places the organism in Eukaryota, Metazoa, Chordata, Amphibia, Anura, Myobatrachidae.